UAUACGCGCAGGCAUAAUAAUUGCCACCAGUUGGGAACGUGAAAUAAGUGUGGCAAAACACUUGGACAUUUAUGAAAUUUUCUUUUUUGCGUUGCAGUUUUGCAACAUAAGGAGAUAAAUAAAAUAUUAACAUUACCACAUUUCGACAAAACACCAUAAAGAAAAAUCGUCAUGAACUCUGUAUUCUUUAUUGGGUCUGUGUUACUGUUAGGCACCUGUGUCAACACACGGAAAAAUUCCGGAUUCGGACCCGGACCCGAACCUGGAAGCGGAAGCGGACUCGGACCAGUCCCGCCGGAUAACGAAGAUGGAGGAAAGCUUCCAAAUAAGGGAUGGCAGUCACCAUUAAUGACGGGGUCACCAGGGGGGAGACCGUCACCGAUACCUGCAGAAAAGCCGUGGCUGCCACCUAUAGAAAAGACGUCACCUCAAUCUGUGGAAAAGCCGUCACCGCAACAUGGGAAAAGGCCGCCACCGACACCUGGGGCAAAGCCGCCACCGCCACCUGUAGAAAAGCCUUCAUAUCCACCUGGAAAAAGGCCGUCAGUGCCACCAUCACUUGGAGAGAAGCCAACAAAUGAAAGGGGACCACCAAAUGGAGACAAAUCGGUAAAUCACACCAAAGGACCAUCUAAAGGCUGCAUUCCUAUCAAUGGUGUAUGUGGUAGAAACUGUACGCUUAAAGACGGUCAAUGUGUAGGAAGAAGUUGCUGUUCCAGUAUCAUGGAAAACGACGGUGCAGGAUGGUUUUGCCGUCAAGUUGGUUCUUGUGGCAAGAAAUGUACAGAUGGAAGUGGUGAAUGUAUAAAGGAUAGAUGCUGUUUUAGAAAACAACCCAGACACAAAGGUCCUGAUGAUGAUAACAAUGAUGAUAGUGAUGACAGACAAGGAGGUGAUGGGAAUGAUUUUUAUGAUGAUGAUUCUGCAGAUAGCAAAGAUGACAACAGUCGUGAAGGCGAAAAAUAUAGGGAUUAUAAUGGCAUGAGAGUCAGGUGUACGGGAGCAAAGUGUUCUGCAAGGUCGUGCAAACAACGGGGCGGAUACUGCUUGACAGGAAAAUGCUGUUACGAAAAAACUGAACAUGAGGCCCAAUCACUCUGCGAGAAGAAAAGACGAUUGCUUGCUGUGAAAGAAAAACUAACGCAUGUUAGUUCGAAAAAUAAGAUUGUACGACUGAACUGUACUUCCGCUGGAUCGUUCCUGUCCCGCUGUCAGGGCAACUCCUGUCACUGUCUAAAUGCAAGCUCUGGCGAGGAAAUUGGACAAGUUAAGAGAGCUGCCUCCUUCGACAAAAGCACUUGCGACGAAGAACAAAAUAAAACUACAGCCAGACUACUAAACUUAGACACUUUGGUUUCAAACCGAUCAAAGAACACUUUUAGUGAGGAUGAACUUGAAGAAAUAAAAGAUCAACUUGAACAUGAAAUUGAGAGGAAGUUCCCAGUGGAUGCUGAAGCAAGGAUCUAUGAAGGAAGCACUAGGGCAGAUAUUCAGAUUAAGAUGUGUUCGUUCGACUGUGCUGCAACUGCAGAAACUUCAGACUUAUAUUCUAUCUGUACCGAAAUGGUAGGAGAGAUUGAAAAGGGUAACAUUGUACUGGAAGUGAACGGUCAGCAGUUGAUCCCGUCAGAAGCUAAAAUUACAAACAUUACAACCACAGCAAUGUUGGAGGCCUUGGGAAAAGAAAUGGAAAAUGGAUACAAAGAAACUGAGGACAAUAAGUCGACCGUCAUCAUAGCAGCGGUUGUUGUUACAGUUGUUGUGCUCUUGAUGUCGGUGGGAGUUGCUUGCUACUGCUACAGCAAAAACAACAAGUUGAAAAAGAAAGAAGCAUACUUGAACAAUCUCCCGGCAAAGGAGAACCCUACAUAUAUAAAAGCAUAGGAACUUUCGAAGACACGAGAAAAUAUUGGCCCCAAGAACACGAAAGGCAACGGACUAUCAUUAGAUGAAUUUGCAAAAGAUUUUGUCUUUUAUUUCCUCAAGACAAGAUGAAAAGCUAAUCUUUCAGAAUGUAAUAAUUGGAAACUGAAGUAACUUUCUCUGUGAAGUGGCAUACAUAAAAUUUGUUAUCAGAACAAACAAAAACGUCAAGAAAUAGAAAAACUAAGAAUGUAAAAUUUACUUAUAAAGAUAUCGAACUUUAUUUGACAUCAAAAUCAACGUUUACGACCAGUUUUUAAUUAUGUGUACUUGACAUCUUCAAAUGAUAUUUCUCUUUUGUUACUCAUUGAUUUGAAACAUGUGUUUUGUGUUUUACUUUAUUUGUAUAUUACUGUUGUAAACAAAAAUAAGAUAAAAGAGUAUUUUAUAACUUGCGAAAUUUAUCUGCUAAGCAGAAACGUAAAAUAUUAAUACAUUUGCAAAUCUAACACAUAGUUGGACAAGCCUUAAAUGUUUUAAAAGUAAUUUUUUUAGGUUUCAAAUUGUUACUAGUAUGCAUCAUUUCAGUGUAAAAAUUAUCAUCUUUCUACAGUAAGGGUUUGGACUAGUAAUUAUUAUUUGGUGACGCAUGUUAAAUCUUGAAACUAUUUAGAAUAGUGAACUUUAUAGUUAUGUUACAAAUGAAGUUACGAGACAAUUUCAUUUGAAAUUUUGUCAUCAUAUUUUUGUUAUUAUAAUCUCAAAAUCUUUGCAUCCGUAUGUGUAUCAAACAUCGUAAAUGUACAAAAACCAUUUAAACGAAUUAAGUUGGAUUUUACAUGUUUUAGAAGCAUUCAAUUUUCAAAAUAUAUUGCCUCUAACUCGCCUUGAUUAAGUAUACUUAUAUUUUUACAGAUUGAUGUGAACUGGCCGAUUGGGUGCAAUUUCAUAAUCAUUUUGGCCAGUUUUUGCCAUGGCAACAUAAAAAACUGAGUUAUCGAUAUGAAAAAGCAUGUUCCUACCUAUAUACCUAUUCGUCUGUAAAUAGUUAAAAUCACUUUUUAUGAAAAAUGAAAAAAUAAAAUUGCUAUGACAAUUUUGCUAUGGCAAAAUAAUGAAUUUUCUUGCCAUGGCAAAUGCAAUUUUCUCGUCCUUAUUUACAAAAAAAACUUGUAAUGGUAUUAUAUCAAAACAUACUAACUUUAAAAUAGGUGGGCUAAUAUAACAAUUUAAGGCAAUUUUCAUUUUUGUAAAGCGCAUAUAAAUAUACGCUGAAUUUGCCAAAUACCGGCGUGGCAAAAAGAAACCGGCGGCUAUUAAUGACACGUUUCAGUAAGGCUUCAUUUUUAUAACUAACUUAUUGGAAAACAUCAUUUGACAUAAUGCACGUUGUUAUAUAAUCAGGAAUACUUUAUCAUAAUCAGAUACACAUUUCCAGUUAUCAUAUUUACGUUAAUAUGGACGUUAAACAGACUUUCAAACGGUCUGGUCCAUAAUGUUUUGUUUAUUUUUAUUAUUAGAGGAGUGAUCGUUCAAGUAUGCUUCUUUGAACAUGUUAGCCAUGAUCCUGCUAAAUUUCUAUAAUGAAUUUGUCAAUCUUUCCAUUUGGACAGUACCAUUAACUGGUAAAAGGGACGCAUACCAAAAGUGAUAGUGACUGAAUGGCGAACGGUGCAGAUGUUGAUCAGUCGGAUGUGCAGGCUGAUCAUGAUCUUCACUGGUCACAAAGGCAGAGUCAAUCGUGUCCAGCAUGAUAAGGGUUAAGUUAGUUACUAACAAGAGCUCUGGGCUACGUGUAAGGACAGGGUUACGAUUUUGACGAUAUCCAGAGCGAUAGACAAGAAUAGUAGCAAAUAUUUUAAGAGUAAUCUUGUAUUUACCAUUUUAUAUUAUUUUACAAAACAAUUAUCUCUGGAAGCUUGGGUCUAUCUUUUUUUCCGAGGAGCCAUUCAAUGUUUGCUUACAGUGGUUCUAUCCGGUGCCCGUCCAUGCCAAAAAUUGUAACCGUAAGGGUUGGGGCACCAGUUGUCUUCUCCCACCAGCAAAUUUUCUCAUAGAAAUACUUAUUUUCUUAAACAUUUCUUCAGAAACUGAUAUUUUGGAAGUCCUUGUUAGACAAUUAAUGAGGACUUCCGAAGAGGACUUCAUUUAAUGAGGUGCGGUAGAUACCAUGGCAAGCGGUAGUAAUGCUUGUCGAUGUUAUCAAAACUGAAUUUAUUUACAUGUUUUAUUUUGUUAUGUCAUAUUAUUUGACAUAUUUGCAGAUUUGUUCUAAAUUGUGUGGUAUAAUGAAAUCUAAACUGAUUAAUUUUGUGUUAAGUCGGGGGGUGGGGGGAGGAUUUUUGCCAUGAUUCAAACUGUUUCUUAUAUCAGUAGCUAUUUUUAGAUGGCAUUCAUGUAAUUAGCAACCCACCGGACACAAUACAUUGACAUUUCAUGUUGGUAUAUAAUCAAAGUUUAUUCUAAUCAGAUGCUUAUGUUGAUGUAAUAUUUACUUCCAUCGAUUUGUUAUCAUCUUACUGCUGUAUUUAGUUUCAUACAAAAUUAGAAUCGCUUUUACUAUGCGGAGCGACCGGCUUGAGAGUAUAAUUUUGAUUAUAAUCCACAGAUUGAAGUAAUUAAUUUUACAUUUUGGUUACUUUCUUUAUAAAAGUUCUGAGAGAAAUGUUUAGUUACUAGUACCAAGAACAGUAAUAUUUCGAGUAAUUGUUUUUAUUUUAUUUAAAAUAACGAUUUCAACAGUAAUGUUAGCGGCAGUUUAGGGGUUAGUGUUUUGUGAAGUAUCCUGGGCGAAUGCGAGAGGUUUCGAUCCCCGGCAGAGUCAUACCAAAGACAUGAAAAAUGGUGCCAGUAUCUCCCUUGCUUGGCACUCAGCAUUGAAAGGGAAAUUGGCCUCUUCUCUCAAACACUCAUGGCGAUGGAUUCAAUCAGGAAAUAGGUGUUGAGAGUGAUUUUUAAAGAUUAAUGUUGUAGAACUUGUUUCACAAUCGACCUAAAAUAAAUUAAGUAUAAACUAAGACUAAGUUAAGUUGGAAUCUAUCCAGAGCGAUAUACUAAACAGUAUUUCAACACGAUCCGAUUCAUUUUUCUAUUAAACAAAGAAGGCAGAAAACAGUGAAUUAUUAUACAACAAAUCACUGUUCUGACGUCACAAUUAUUACGUCAUGGCGUCAAACGGCAUAGCGGCGUGCUUGAAAAGAAACCGAUUGAAAACGGGCAAAUAUUUAAUCAAUGUCGUCAAGGAUGUACGUAAAAAUCCUUGGUAACGUGUUAGAAUCGAAAUUAUAUAUCUCAUUUAGUGAUUUGCUCUUGAAUAAAUCAUUGUUUGUCGUUCAGAUGCGUAUUAUUAUAUCACUCGGGCUGCGCCCUCAUGAUAUAAUUCCUUCGCAUCUUAACUCCAAACAAUGAUUUAUUCAACGACAAAUCACUGGAUGAGAUAUAUUAUUUCUUAAAUAAUUUGGUUACUAUCUAGAAACGUAGACUUAACACUAAUGUAUCAACAUUUUAAUAGAAAUAGUUUUGUUUCAAUCUCGAGCGUUGAUUAGAACGAAUUGUUUUGAUUACUUUACUGAAAGAUUACUAAAAAAAGUGGGAAUUUUCCGAGAGGCAAGAUGAGUGACAUGAAAAAAUUUGACGAAAGUACUGUUUCUCCUAACAUAUUGUUAUAAAUUAUAACAUGUAGGUAUACAUGUAUGUUUUACAUAAAAAAAAACAUUUGAAAGAACACUUUUUCAUCGAGAAAAGACAUAGUAACUACAUGUUUUACACGUAUAUAGUAUUAAUGUUUGUUAAAAUGUUUGCAUAUACGUUACAAGAAUAAAAUACAAAUUGUAAUUUCCUAAAGUACAUGUUACGGUUUUAAUUUUCUUGAGUGUACUAUUUUAUUAUACACGUAUUUUAACAUUCCUGAAAACGUGACAGUUCUUUCUUGUCUCUGUUAACCUUUACCCUGCUAAAUUUCUGAAAUGGACUGAUCCAUCAUUCAAUUUGGGCAAUCCAAUUUAUUAUUCUAAGGGUUUUUCACUGAAAAUUUACUGACUUGAAUAGCGAACAGUGCAAACCAAGAUCAGACUGCACGUGCAAGUAACAAGUACCUAACCUUAUUUGACGACAACAACUAUUUAUAUGCAAUUAAAUAUUAUAGUUAUUCUGCACAGUAUUAUAUAUAUUUCUCAAAUAAAUUCAAAUAAUGAUAAGUCAGAAAAAUAGUAUCUAAAAUAGCUCAGUGUAAAUAGCAUAUAUUAGAACAAAUAAAAAAUUCAC
Mercenaria mercenaria is the source of this 6126-nucleotide messenger RNA. RefSeq lists its product as uncharacterized. The transcript is spliced from 16 exons. Bases 172 to 1884 code for a protein of 570 amino acids. The record is from RefSeq and is a predicted model, not a curated record. Lineage: Eukaryota; Metazoa; Mollusca; Bivalvia; Venerida; Veneridae.